Messenger RNA from Cladophialophora bantiana CBS 173.52, 1341 nucleotides. RefSeq lists its product as uncharacterized. Gene Ontology annotation, molecular function: transferase activity, transferring alkyl or aryl (other than methyl) groups. NCBI's taxonomy places the organism in Eukaryota, Fungi, Ascomycota, Eurotiomycetes, Chaetothyriales, Herpotrichiellaceae. The coding region runs from base 1 to 1341 and encodes 446 amino acids. The transcript has 2 exons. The record is from RefSeq and is a predicted model, not a curated record. Gene Ontology annotation, biological process: alkaloid metabolic process.
AUGGUUUCAAUCCUAUCUCCUACCACAGUCCCCUUGCCGAGUGUCGAAGUUGUCAAAAAGAGCGCUGAGGAAACCCAAACCAAUGGCACCACUACCGGUGCAAACUACUGGUGGAACACAAGUGGUGCCGACCUCAGUCGAAUGCUUCAGGAGGCCUCGUAUCCUGAUGAUGUUCGAAGGCACUUUCUCGACUGGUACCGUGACAACAUAUGUCCACUGCUUGGCGGUCGCCCACAAAGUGACUCUCCCAAGUGCGCGAUAGGUUGGGACGGCAAUCCUCUGGAGUUCAGCUUCGAGCUCAAAGGCUCAAUCAAGAAACAAGCAGUUCGAUUUGUGGUCGACCUGAGUCAGCUUCGUCCACAAGACUCAAACAAUCUCCUGAACCCAGAAAACACUCAAAAGCUCGUCGAUGUGCUGUCUAAGGAGCAACAUGGUUUUGACGACCAAUGGUACAAAAUUUUGAAAGAAUGGUUCGUCUACGACCAUCUACCUAUUGACGAGCAGCGAGCCUUGAUCGAAAAGGCGGGCCAAAGCAGUCCCGUCAUUGUCGGGUUCGACAUUGGCCCCAAGCUCGAGGCGGCGUCUCAACUGCCGGUGAUGGGCAAAGUGUACUUUCUUCCUUGCUUCAGAGCUGCCGCCCAGGACGUGACCCACUGGCAGGCGGUCAGUGCAGCCAUCUACCACCUUCCCAACGUCCAUUCUUACCCAAAUAUCCUCAAGUCAUGCCAAAUGAUCACCGACUAUCUCUCUGACAAGCCUGAGCCCUGGCGGAUGGGAACGCGCUGGCUCGCCACCGACCUGAUUUCGCCAGCAAAAGCACGCUUGAAGGUCUACAAUCGGUGUUUCGCCACGGACUUCGACAGCAUCUGGGACUACUACACCCUUGGCGGAAGAAUCCCCAACCUCGAUGGAGACAAAGACAAAUUUCGAGACUUGAUGGAUUGCCUGAGCGGAGUUUCGUACGAAGAAAGUCGGAGCAAAGAUGAGAUGAACAUGAAGAGAUUCUCUUCGAUGACGAAGAAACUGACCGCUGUUUAUUUCGCGCUGUCAGCAGACCACCCUUACCCGGUGCCCAAGCUCUGUCUAUACCCGUCCAACUUUGCACCAAACGACCAAGUCAUUGCCCGCGGUCUCGAUACUUGGCUGACGAAGCACGGAUGGGAGGACGACGGCAAAUCCGUUGAAAAGCAGGUGAAAAGCUCCUUCACUCACCGUGCCCUGGACGAGCGCACAGGGAUCUUCACCUUCAUUGGCAUUGGCCCGAAAGGCGAUCCGACCCAAAGCCAGUUAACCAUCCAGGCAUACGUGACACCGGAGCUGUACAUACAGCCACGUUACUAG